Messenger RNA from Medicago truncatula (barrel medic), 2027 nucleotides. RefSeq lists its product as uncharacterized. Lineage: Eukaryota; Viridiplantae; Streptophyta; Magnoliopsida; Fabales; Fabaceae. The transcript has 8 exons. The record is from RefSeq and is a predicted model, not a curated record. The coding region runs from base 34 to 1596 and encodes 520 amino acids.
AAUUAAAUUAAAAAAAUGAAAAGAAGAAAAUAAAUGAGGUAUGGUAAGAGUCAAAGGGAGCUGAGGUUUGGAUACAGCUUUGAGCACCAGAAACCUCAGGUUUGGACUCUCCACUCUUUCUUUUUCCUCUCUCUCCCAAUUCACGUUCGGAUAUCCGUUAAUCCCACACCAAUCUCCGAACCAAUUUACCGAGCCACCGUGAAAAUUGGUUCGAAAAAAAAAAUGAGCACUAGGGUUCCGGAACACUACAAUCUCAACUCUCCCACUUCCUUCAUCGAAAGCCCUCUCCACGUCCUCAACUCCGUCGAUACCCGAACCACCGCCCCCUCCAUCGACGACAUCACCACCACCGAAGAUCACGCCGCCGCCGUCUGUUUGCCACUUCACAGUACAGAAAUCGAUGAAGAUCGCUCCAGUCUCGAAACAAGCGAAUCUUCUAGAACCUUCUACGAUAUCUUAACCAUUGACGUAGAUGUUUCGCCGAUUGAAUCAGCUAGAGCGAGGUUUAUGCAAAUUGUGAUGGAUUAUUUUAUCGAUGAUCAUGUGAUUGAAGUGAUUGAUUCGGAUGUUGAUUAUGUUGAUCAAGAUAAAAUGAACAAGAGGAGGACGAGAGAGACUCGGUAUGAAGGAGAUCCGAAUUUCGCGCUGCCUUUGAUGUAUGUAGCUAAUAUGUACGAGUGUUUGGUUAAUGAAGUUAAUAUUAGGCUUGCUUCGUUGAAUGGUAUCCGCGACAAGUCUAUCGGUGUUGCUCUUGAAGCUGCUGGUGGUUUGUAUAGAAGACUUGCUAAGAAAUUUCCUAAAAAAGGACCGUGUACAUAUAAGAGAAGAGAAUUGGCAACUUCAACGGAGACGAGGACUAGGUUUCCGGAACUAGUUAUACAGGAAGAGAAGCGUGUUCGCUUUGUGGUAGUGAAUGGAUUGAAAAUUGUUGAAAGACCGAAUUCUGUGCCUAUUGAUGACGCUGAGUGGUUUAAAAGAUUGACUGGUCGGAAUGAAGUAGCAAUCUCAGCUAACGAUUAUAAAUUUUACUCUCCAAGACACAAAUAUAGGCGUGGUGCAUCAAUUUCACUUCCAAAUAUCCCAGAUAUCCCUAGUUAUCCUGGUGCAGACAAUUCUACGACAUUGAAUACUACUCAAGGAUAUCGCUCACCACAAAGUCAGCACCAAGCCCUUGGCAAACAUCACAUGCAAUCACUGGCACAUCAACCCCAGUUUCACCCUGGUCUCCAGAACAAUCAAACUAUGCACCAAAGUCAGCAUGGAGGGCCCUAUUCUCAUAACCAUCAAAAUGGCCCCCCUUCACACCUAUCUGAAAUUUCUCAUUCUCACCAGCCAUCAAUAUCUCAACAGAUGAGUUGCUUACAAUCUUUCACAGGUGGCCAUGUCGGAGGACGCUUGCACAUGAUGCCACCAAGUCCUGCGAAGUUUUGCGAUGAAUGUGGGGCUCCCUAUUUGAGGGAAACAUCAAAGUUUUGCUCCGAAUGUGGUUCAAAGAGCUUUGUCAGUACAGAACUUCAAGAAGCUGAAAGCUUGAAGAUAUCAAGUUUACAUUUUCGGCUCUUUUGCUACGUUACUGGGCAUAUUUUUGCUAAUUAACCACAUGGAUAACAGUGAUGUGUUGUCAACUUGUUUAAGGUAUGAAGGAAUUAUAGAUUCAAUUGGAAGAAGAUGCUAUACAGACUAGUAGCUCAAAUUCUGUCCAGAUUUGAUUUUGGCUCUUUUGACUUUUCGAUUUUAAAAGGGCAACCCGGUGCACUAAAUCUCCCGCAUACGCAGGGUUCGGGAAGGAGUCCCACCAUUUGGUUUGGCUCUUGACUUUUCGAUUUUAUUUAUGGAAAAGGCUAACAAAUUUUCAUUGUAUUAGUAAUCAAAAGUGGUAACUUUUGCAUAAAAAAUUCCGUGUUCGACUUGUAAUUUCAAGAUAAAAUUUCUUUAUUUAGGUUCCUUAAACAAUGUCAUUAACAUUUGUCAACAUGACUCUUUAUUCAUUCACUUAAACCGUAAUGAAUUGAACUUAAAGUCUUAAA